Molecule: messenger RNA, 679 nt
Organism: Blastomyces dermatitidis ER-3
Lineage: Eukaryota; Fungi; Ascomycota; Eurotiomycetes; Onygenales; Ajellomycetaceae
Exons: 1
Coding region: 224-382 (52 amino acids)
Source: RefSeq, a predicted model, not a curated record
GGGGGGUCCGACCGACCCCGAAUACGCAAGGCGCGCUUUCUCAUCCGCUACCCCUCAUUAUUGCUUGCUAAGCUCAAUAAUAGCCAGUUAGUUAAUGUUGGGGGUCCCGGGUUGAUCGGCCCUUCUACCAGCAGUGCGCUGGUGGUGAUUGAGCUCUUUUGCCCCAGUAGCCUACAGUUAAACUACUACUAUUAUAUGUCCAACAAAACUCCGUACUGUGUAAAUGCGAAGGAAGCUGCCGCUCUGUCUGCUUCACCGCCCAGGGUCGGAUCGAGGAAAUACGGUGCGCUUUUUUGGAGGGUUCAAGUCCGCAAGCCUAUUUAGCUGCAUGGUUUGGUUUUUUGUUUGCGCUUUCCACCACUUGAUAGGCGCGCCAUCGUGAACCCCCGUGAAAAAGAUACGAAUGCGCCCUGCAACCUGCAACGAGAGGUGAGUGAUAGUGAAGUUGGAUGAAAUAAGGAUAAAAAGGAUAUGCAGCCUAGCCUGUCUAACUCUGUGCACAAUCCAAACGCGCGAAAGUCAAAGAGUUGGGGCGCAUGUACUCUGUAGUUAUCUGUACGUACCGUUUUGAAACCUUCCUCGCCUAACUCGGCAGAAGCAUGAUGACUGGGAUAGAUAUGUAGCUUCCAUUUUGAUCCUCUCCAAUCUUCCAUUUCUUCUCUCAAAAAUAUCAUUUUUA